AGAGCGGGACGAGGGCGACGGGCGAGCGGGAUAGAGGUGAGAGUUGCGCCUCAGCGGCGGGCUGCGGCUUCUGAGGUGGAGGGGUGACCUUGGGUUGUUCUUUGUCCACGCCAGUCUCACAGAGGGCGCUUCUUUGGGAGCUUUCAGCCCUUCUGCCCCACGGAGGAGGGGUUCUGUCAGGACCGGGCCGGCCGGGAGGCGCUGAGGCCUCGCGUUGCACGUGGGAGGGCCGGGCCGGGCCCUGGGGGCAGUCUGUGCUCCCACAGGUGGGCAGUCCCCGUCCCCCCACAGGUGGAGAUGGGGGAGUACGGCAUCGCCCCAGGGCAGCGCGUGGCCGUCAUCUGGGACAGCUCCUCGCCGGUGGAAGCACUGAAGGGUUUGGUGGACGCCGUCCAGGCCUCGGUGGGAGCCGACAGUCGUGUGUCCGUGGAGAACAUCAACCAGCUGUGUCAGUCAGCUCACAGGGAGUCCAGUUUUGAUGUGAUUCUCUCUGGCGUGGUACCAGGCAGCACAGCGCAGCACAGUGCAGAGGUACUGGCAGAAAUAGCUCGGAUACUUAAGCCCGGGGGUCGUGUCCUCCUGAAAGAACCCGUGGUUACAGAAUCAGAAAACAACAGCCAAAUCAAGACAGCAGCCAAACUCCCUGCAGCUCUGACUCUCUCUGGGCUGGUGGAAGUGAAGGAGCUGCAAAAGGAACCUCUGACCGCUGAGGAGGCCCAGUCAGUCCGAGAGCAUUUGGGCUACCAAGGCAAUGACCUUCUCAUUGUUCAGAUAGAAGGCAGGAAACCCAAUUUUGAAGUGGGAUCUUCAAGUCAACUCAAACUAUCCUUUGCCAAGAAAACAAGUCCUUCAGGAAAACCCUCUGUGGACCCAGCUACUGCUAAGCUGUGGACGCUGUCUGCCAGUGAUAUGAAUGAUGAAGAGAUGGAUCUUUUAGACUCUGAUGAGCUGUUGGAUUCAGAGGAUUUGAAAAAGCCAGAUCCAGCCUCUCUCAGAGCUCCCUCCUGCAAAGAAAAGGGCAAAAAGAAAGCCUGCAAGAACUGCACAUGUGGCCUGGCUGAAGAGCUGGAACAGGAGAAGAAGAGCUCGCAGCCCAAAUCUGCCUGUGGAAAUUGCUACCUGGGGGAUGCAUUCCGCUGUGCCAGUUGCCCUUACUUGGGGAUGCCUGCCUUCAAGCCUGGAGAGAAGAUCCUGCUGAAAGAGAACCAGCUGCAUGAUGCCUAAGAAAGUCAUCUCUGAAUGUCCUGAGAAGGACCUCUCUGCUUUUCCAUCACCCUGAGAUACAGGGGUUCUUCCUACAGUUCUCCUCAUCCUCUCAAACUCAUGCUCCCUGGCCAAUACUCCUCGUGGGGAGGCACGCCGUGGGAAGUGACACUGCUGUGAGCUCAUCACACGUAAUCAACUUCGGGCUAGGUGAUAAUCCGUGGUGGCCAGUGGUCCUGUGUAUUAGACUUCUUAAUGUUAAGCCUCAUUGUAGCUGCCUUGACUUGAUACUGAGACGCUGGCCGUCCCAGCAUGUCCCACCAACAGAGGGAAGUGGAAUUGUGUCAGAUUGACCUUGUGUGUAGUGGCAAGAGCCUCACCAGUGUUUCCCCAAGCCCACAUUGCUCCUUGCCCCGGUUUUACACUGUGCAUCAGCAGCUGUGGCUCAGCUCUCAGGGUGACAUUGGGCUCCUUUACAUUUUCGGAAUUUGAACCUGAAAUUCUUUAGUGGGUGAAGGUUACUCAGCAGCUCCUGCUGCAAAUCAGGAGCAGUGAGUACUCUUUGCUGUGUACUCCUUGGUAAACUCUGAUAGGCGUGAUGAAUUUCCAAGUGUUUUGGGGGUGCCAUCCCCCUCCAUCACCUGUUUUCAUCAGAAUAACAAAGUUUCAUUCCCACUGAGAUAACUGCUGCCCUUAAGGCAGGGAGAAAAUUAACCUUGUCCUCCCCCACCUCUGACCAACAAAAACACAAGGGCAGUCUGAGACCCUCACCUCUCUUGGUGGUUAUCAAGUGAGUUACCCGCAGUGUCCAGUAAGUAAGAACACAGCAAUAACUUAAUUUCUGGUUGAUACUGACUACUCUUUAUUUAUUUGCAUUCUUACUGCUCAUGAAGCAUCCUCGCAGGUGCAGGAUGAGGGAGCUCGUGGUGCUCUGUGCCAGGCUUGCUUCUCACCCACGGAAGGAGAGGAGGAAAACACAACUUGCUCUACAGGAUGUGACUUCUUGUCAUUGUCCUUCCUCAGUUGCACAAUAAACUCAUGUAGGGAUCUGGGAUGAAAAGCUGUUCUGUUCUUAAAAUAAAUGUGACCAAUAAUCAA
Molecule: messenger RNA, 2301 nt
Organism: Gallus gallus (chicken)
Lineage: Eukaryota; Metazoa; Chordata; Aves; Galliformes; Phasianidae
Gene: CIAPIN1
Product: cytokine induced apoptosis inhibitor 1
Exons: 9
Coding region: 298-1224 (308 amino acids)
Biological process (GO): iron-sulfur cluster assembly
Cellular component (GO): cytoplasm
Molecular function (GO): iron-sulfur cluster binding; S-adenosylmethionine-dependent methyltransferase activity
Source: RefSeq, a predicted model, not a curated record